AUGGGCGGCCGCACCCGGGCGGGCUGGGUGGCCGCGGCGCUGGGCGGCCUCGGGCUGCUGUGCGCGCUGCUGGGCGCCGUGAUGAUCGUGGCGGUGCCGCCCUUCAUGCGGCAGCAGGUCCUCAAGAACGUGCGCAUCGACCCCAGCAGCCUGACCUUCAACGUGUGGAAGGACCUGCCGGUGCCCUUCUACCUCUCCGUCUACCUGUUCGACGUGCUCAACCCCCGGGAGGUGCUGGCCGGCCGCUCGCCGCAGGUGCGGGAGCGCGGGCCCUACGUGUACAGGGAGUUCCGGCACAAGAGCAACAUCACCUUCAACGACAACGACACCGUGUCCUUCCGGGAGUACCGCCGCUUCCAGUUCCAGCCGCACAUGUCCCGCGGCUCCGAGGGCGACUACGUCAGCAUGCCCAACAUCCUGAUGCUGAGCUCGGCCAUGAUGGCGGAGAAGAAGUCGAUGGCGCUGAAGUUUCUGAUGACCAUGGGCUUCUCCAGCCUGGGCCAGCAGGCCUUCAUGAACCGCACGGUGGGCGAGAUCAUUUGGGGCUACAGCGACCCCCUCAUCAAGCUCAUCAACCACUUCCUGCCGGGCAUGCUGCCGCUCAAGGACAAGUUCGGGCUGUUCGCGGAGUUCAACAACUCCGACUCCGGGCUCUUCACCGUGUUCACCGGCGUCAAAGACUUCAGCCGCGUGCACCUCGUGGACAAGUGGAACGGGAUCAGCAAGGUCAACUACUGGCACUCGGACCAGUGUAACAUGAUCAACGGCACGUCCGGGCAGAUGUGGGCGCCGUUCAUGACUCCCGAGACCGGCGUGGAGUUCUUCAGCCCCGAGGCCUGCCGGUCCAUGAAGCUCAUCUACCAGGAGGCCGGAGUGUAUGAGGGCAUCCCCACCUUCCGCUUCAAGGCCCCCGACACCUUGUUUGCCAACGGGUCCGUCUACCCACCCAACGAGGGCUUCUGCCCCUGCCUCAGGAACGGCAUCCAGAACGUCAGCACCUGCAAGUUCAACGCCCCCCUGUUCAUCUCGCACCCGCACUUCUACAACGCAGACCCCUCCCUGGCCGAGGCCGUGCGGGGCCUGCACCCCAGCGAGAAGGAGCACUCGCUGUUCCUGGACGUGCACCCGGUCACGGGGAUCCCCAUGAACUGCUCGGUGAAGCUGCAGGUCAGCCUGUACAUGAAGGCCGUCCAGGGCAUCGGGCAGACCAGGCAGAUCGCGCCCGUGGUGCUGCCGCUGGUGUGGUUCGAGGAGAGAGGGGCCAUGGAGGGCGAGCCGCUGCAGGCGUUCUACCGGCAGCUGGUGCUGAUGCCCAAGGUGCUGCACUACGGCCAGUUCGUGCUCCUGGCGCUGGGCGGCCUCCUGCUGCUGGUCCCCAUCGUCUACCAGAUCCGCACCCAGGGUCCCCGAGACACGGAGAGCCAGCCCAGCCCCGGGGACACGGAGAGCCAGCCCAGCCCCGCGUCCCCGCUCCUCCGGGGGCCCCUGGGCGGACAGCCGGCCGGCCCCGGCGCCUAG
Molecule: messenger RNA, 1518 nt
Organism: Pipistrellus nathusii (Nathusius's pipistrelle)
Lineage: Eukaryota; Metazoa; Chordata; Mammalia; Chiroptera; Vespertilionidae
Source: the annotation of a GenBank genome assembly